Molecule: messenger RNA, 747 nt
Organism: Merops nubicus (carmine bee-eater)
Lineage: Eukaryota; Metazoa; Chordata; Aves; Coraciiformes; Meropidae
Product: serine incorporator 2-like
Exons: 5
Cellular component (GO): membrane
Source: RefSeq, a predicted model, not a curated record
AUGCUCUGGCUGCAGGUCUCCUGUCUCUGUGGCUCUGCUCCAUGCCUGCUCUGUGGCUGCUGCCCCUCGACCAAGAACUCCACCAUCUCCCGCCUCCUCUUCACUUUCUUCCUCUUCCUUGGCACCCUCGUGUCCAUCAUUAUGAUAAUCCCUGGGGUGGAGAAGGAGCUGCACAAGCUCCCUGGCUUCUGUGAGGGCAGCGGGUCGGUCCUGGGGGUCCAGGGCCAGCUGGACUGUGGCAGCUUCCUGGGCCACAAGGCCGUGUACCGCAUGGGCUUCUCCAUGGCCACCUUCUUCUGCCUCUUCGCCACCCUCAUGGUGUGUGUGCGCAGCAGCAGGGACCCGCGGGCCGCCCUGCAGAACGGCUUCUGGUUCUUCAAGUUCCUGGUGCUGGUGGGGAUCACGGUGGGGGCCUUCUACAUCCCGGAUGGUGCCUUCACCCCAGUCUGGUUUUACUUCGGUGUGGUGGGCUCCUUCCUCUUCAUCCUCAUCCAGCUGGUGCUCCUCAUCGACUUCGCCCACUCCUGGAGCCAGCAGUGGCUGCGCAGGGCGGGCGAGGGCAACGCCAAGGGCUGGUAUGCAGCCCUUUGCGUCGUCACCUUCCUCCUCUACGCCGCCUCCAUCGCGGCCCUAGCGCUGCUCUACGUCUACUACACCAAGCCCGAGGGCUGCACGGAGGGCAAGGUCCUCAUCAGCAUCAACCUCCUCCUCUGCCUCGCCGUCUCUGUCGUCUCCAUCCUGCCCAGG